This is a messenger RNA of Musca vetustissima, 811 nucleotides long. RefSeq names its product 26S proteasome non-ATPase regulatory subunit 8 (gene Rpn12). The transcript has 4 exons. Gene Ontology annotation, cellular component: proteasome regulatory particle, lid subcomplex; nucleus; cytosol. Lineage: Eukaryota; Metazoa; Arthropoda; Insecta; Diptera; Muscidae. Gene Ontology annotation, biological process: proteasome-mediated ubiquitin-dependent protein catabolic process. The coding region runs from base 1 to 798 and encodes 265 amino acids. The record is from RefSeq and is a predicted model, not a curated record.
AUGUCUCAAUUGGAAAGUGUUGAAGCCUUAUUUAAGGAAUUAAAUGCCGAAUGGUCAAAGAAACCACAAAAUCUUAAGAAAUGUGGACAAUUGCUGGAUCAAUUGAAGGUAGCGUUAACAAAAUUGGCAUUUUUACCCACCAAAGAUGUUACCUCCACAAAGGCUGAAAUGGUUCUAUCGCGCAAUGUUUUGGAAAUUGCCGUGGAAUAUAGUGUUGCUACCAAAGAUAUUCCGGCAUUCGAACGUUAUAUGUCACAAUUGAAGUGCUAUUAUUAUGAUUACAAGAAACAAAUUGGUGAAUCUGAAAAUAUGUUUAAACUGCUUGGAUUAAAUCUCUUAUACCUAUUGUCGGUUAAUCGUGUAUCAGAAUUCCAUACUGAACUUGAAUUAUUGUCGGCGGAAAUAAUACACACCAAUAAAUACAUUGGACCCAUUCUGGCCUUGGAACAAUACAUUAUGGAGGGACGUUAUAAUAAAAUAUUCCAAGCAAAGAGUUCCGUACCCUCUGAAAUCUAUUGUUAUUUCAUGGACAUUCUGCUGUGUACAGUGCGUGAUGAAAUUGCUGGCUGCAUUGAAAAGGCCUAUGAUAAAAUUUCCCUUCAAGAUGCUGCCAAACGACUAAAUCUCAAAACUAUCGACGAGGUCAAGGCUUUUGGUGUUAAACGCAACUGGCAAUUGGAUGCCGAUGGCGUUUACAAUUUUGUCGAUAAAUCGGUUAAACCUAAAGAAGUACUGCCCUCAGUAGAAUUGGCUGAGCAAGCUAUAUUCUAUGCCCGUGAAUUAGAAAUGAUAGUUUAAAAAAUAAAAUUUU